Molecule: messenger RNA, 324 nt
Organism: Botrytis sinoallii
Lineage: Eukaryota; Fungi; Ascomycota; Leotiomycetes; Helotiales; Sclerotiniaceae
Exons: 2
Coding region: 1-324 (107 amino acids)
Source: RefSeq, a predicted model, not a curated record
AUGGAAACACCAUUAUGUCACCAGCAUUACGAUGAAUCAACGAUACUUACACUACACGCACAUAUGGAGAGAUCGGAUAGAGUAGGAUGCUGCGAGACCCAAUGCAAAGAACAAAACAAGAAGAACUUCGUAAAGGAAUUAUGGAUUUAUGGAGAGCCUGACAACGUUUAUAUGCACUUAGUUCAAGUGAAGUUAGUUGUUGACAUUUCAGAUGAUAUCUUGCCAUUCCUCCUUAUUUAUUCUUAUGCGGGCGUCAAGCAACGUCAGAAUGAUAUCGAAAUAGUUUUACAAAAUCAACACUUCAUCUUGCAAGAAACAUAUUGA